Psylliodes chrysocephalus is the source of this 1289-nucleotide messenger RNA. NCBI's taxonomy places the organism in Eukaryota, Metazoa, Arthropoda, Insecta, Coleoptera, Chrysomelidae. The record is from the annotation of a GenBank genome assembly.
UUAUACUACGAGAUCUAUGUUUACUACAGACCGAUUGACACAUUGUGACAGUUAUAUACAAUGAUUUUUAACUUCAAAAAGUUUAAUGCUUCACACAAUUAGAGACAAUGAAGAAUUAUUUAUUAAAAUGGAUGAGAUGUAACUUAACACUGUUAUUUUUCUUUAUCCUCAUCGAGACUUGUAAGGCUGAUACAACAGAAGACUCAAACAUUUUAGAAGUAGCCAAAAGAAACUUACUAUGCAGAGAAAAGGAAUACCUAAAAUCGGCACCAUUGAGUGAGAACUUGAAAAAUUUUAUAAAAAGAUUUAAGAGGAAAGCGCGUCUUUUACAACUAGAAAAGCUUAAAGCAAACAAAGGCAAUGCGUCUGAAUUGGCAAUGAGAAGAGUAAGAGUUGCAGACGAUUCCGAUACAUCAAUUUCUCAAGAAAGCACAACCUUAGUAUCAACUUCGCAUGUAUCAAAGUCAUCGUUGCCAUCAUCAAGUGUUCAAAGUUCUGAAUCAUCGACUACUCUCCAAAAUAAUGGCCACUCUUCUUCAGCUGGUACAACAAAUUCCGGACCCAGUACUGAAUCAACUAAUCAGUCAUCCUUAGUAUCGUCUUGCAAAAACGGAGAUGAUGAUAAGAGCGGUGAAUUAGUAACAGAUGAAUACGAUACAGAUUCAGAAGAAACCACUACACAGAAGAAGGAGCUUUUAGGAAAAGUUAUGAAAGACGUGCAAGAGCUUAUCAGAUACGAAAACGCAGCCAAAACUUCAGAAGGAGAUGCAAGUCUUUGCAAUAUUACCGGUGAUUGGGACAGUUUUGCUGGUGGAAUGCAGAUCAGAUUUUUCAAUAGAUUUCAUCCGCAGGCCCCAAAUGUCAAAAUAGUACCGCAAGAACCGCCGAUGAACGGUUUUCUAACCGAAAGCAGUUGGAACGCUACUUCACUGGUACCUUUCAAACAUUCUUCCUUGGUAGCACUCACUGCCGUUUCUAACAAAGGUAAAAAAAUUGCAAAUUUUCUUGGUGAAUGCAGAAUCUGUGAAGGGUCAGAAAGUAUUACAGGCCAUUGGAUGGUAAGACGACGAUCUAAGAAUUGCAAAGAUAGAGAGGAAGCUAACACGUUCAUCAGUGACGUUUUAAGGAAGAACAACGUUAGAAAAUUGCGCAAGGAACAUCUCAAUCAAGUCUCAACUAGCUCUAACUUGGAUGCUGAUUUAUCAGAGUAAUAAGUUUUGCAAAUUAUAUUUUCUAUUGUAUUAUAUUAUUUGUUUAUAUGUGACUUAAAAAGAAAUAUUUGAUAUUUU